Molecule: messenger RNA, 2322 nt
Organism: Oppiella nova
Lineage: Eukaryota; Metazoa; Arthropoda; Arachnida; Sarcoptiformes; Oppiidae
Source: the annotation of a GenBank genome assembly
AUGGCUCUCCGGCCUCUUAUGGCCAACGAAAUGCCAAUUCGUAUCAAAGCUUUGAUCGAAAUGAUAGAAAUCCAAGACAUCAAACACAACCGCAAGAUUCGCAGCAAAGAAAUCCUUAUUAUGCGACUAAUCAGCAAAACCCUUAUUAUGGCACUAAUGCCAACCAAAGCAGACGCGAAGAUCCCUGGAAUAGACGCCGUUGAGGCUCAUCCAUGGCUUCCAGAUGAAAUCAUGUCUAAAAAUCUGUUAGAUUUGAACGACUCUUCCGAUGAAGAGCUCAAUCAAUUGAAUCUGAACUCAGAUUUCGCGAAAAACUAUGACAUUUGGCGCCGAAAGGAAGAGAUCCAGAAAUUGAAACUCAAUCAAUUGAAUCUGAACUCAGAUUUCGCGAAAAACUAUGACAUUUGGCGCCGAAAGGAAGAGAUCCAGAAAUUGAAAGACAAAUACGGAGACAAUUUGGAUGUGUUGUCCGAUUCAGACCAAUCCGUGGGCUCCGGAUCUGAUGAGGACUCCGAUGACGACGAGUCGGAUGAGUCCAUUGGUGACGAACAGCCAGUAUUUGACGACCACUUCUUCAAAGUGUAUUCAGCGCUCAAAAGCAGAAAUCCUAUCAUUUAUGACCAAAACAAGAAGUUCUUCAACGACUCGUCCAAUGAAUCCCAGACUGAAGAUAACAACACCACUGAUGACAAUGUGAUCAAAACUAAGGAGAAAACGUUGUCUUUGAAAGAAUACCACAAAAAGUUGAUUAAAGAGAAGAAAGGUAUCACUGAAGAGGACGUCCUACAAGUGAAUGGAUUUGAAGAGAAACCGAUCGGUUAUUACGAAGAAUUGGAUCAAAUAAGGGAUGAAUUUAAGUCUGUCCUCAACUCGGAGGACACAGAGGAACAGCUCUUUGAAGGCAAAGCACGACCCAUAAGUGCUCCGAAGGAUAAAACUCUUGAGUUUUUAAAUGACGAUAACAUUGAAGCGAAUGAUUCAGACCUGAAGUAUCUGAAGAGUUACUGGAAGAAUGAGAAGCAGUUGGAGGACAACGAGAAGUUCUUAAGAGAUUAUAUCAUAAAUAAAAGUUAUGUUGAUAUCAAAGAUAAGGAGGUGUUUCGAAAACCCGAGUUUACGGGCAAUGAGUUGAAUGGCAACAGCAGUGAUGCCGAAGAGAAUGGUUUUGACACAAUCGAUGACAUGAAUGAAGACAAACAGAAUGGUCUGAAAGUAAGUAAAUAUCAUUUCGAAGAACUCGAUGCUCUGGACAUUAAGAGAUAUCCCAGAAAUAUUGAGACGAUUCGCGACACAACUAACAGCGAAAAGAGAGCCCAAAAGCGGAGCGAAACGAAGGAUAGGAAGAAAAAGGAGAAGGAAAGGGAACUCAAGAGACUCCGGAAGCUUAAGAAAGAGGAGUUGAAAGAACGGCUCCAGAAGUUUCAAGAAAUCAGUGGUAAUGAUAAUAUGGACGCCAAUGAUCUGGUGCUCAAUGAAUUGCUGGACGACGAGAAUGACUUCGAUUCUGAUAAAUACGACCAGAAAAUGAUGGCUUUGUUUGGAGACAAUUACUACUACACUGAAAAGACAAACCACAAGAAGCCAGUGUUUGAACACAUGCCUGAAAUAGACGACUACCAGUGCGAUGAAGAGGUCGAUGAUAACGCCAAUAACGCCGAAGAUAUUAAUGAUGACAUUGAAAGCAAAAGCAAACAUAACGUGAAUAAAAAGUUGGAUAAAAAACAAAAACGAAUUCACAAACAAAUGACAGAAAUGGGUAUUUUUGAGGAUCUAAUUGGCGGUGAUUUGGCGACCCGUUAUAAGUACCGAAGCGUUCAGUCCAAUGAUUUCGGUCUAACGGAUGAGGAGAUCCUGUUCUCUGAUGACAAAGAGCUCAACAAAUGGUUACUGGUAGUCGUCUAUUUCAGGCAUGUGUUCAAACACUGGCUUCUUGUGGUUUGUCUUUUCAGUGUAGUAGUAAUUGUCUCCAAACAAAGCCAUCAUUUUCUGGUCGUAUUUAUCAGAAUCGAAGUCCUUAAGCGAAGGAUUCUUAAAAGUUAUUACGAAAAACAAAAUGAUAACCAAAUGAACGGACAAAUGGAUUCCGAAUUGAAUUCUAAUACUGAUAACAAUAAUAAGAAAAAGAGGAAACGAAAGCAUAGGAAACCAAACUUUACUAUUGAAGAAAUGAAUCCUAAAACUCAAAGCAAACCAGAAAAUAGUGAUAAAGUGUCGCAAAAGAGUCAUAAUUUGAAUAAAAAGAAGAAAUUUAAAGGAAAUAAGAAACAGAAAUCCAAUGUUAAUGAGAGCUCACAUUCUGGUGUCAGUGUUGAUAGACUCAAA